AUGGAAAAUCCAGAUGAACCGGUUGAAAGACUCUUGUCCAAACCAUUGGUCGUAUCGAUUAUCACACAUAUGAUUUUAGUAAUAUUCAAUAGUAAUAUUUGUAGUCGUAGUUGUAAUAGUACAAAUUCUAAAUCAUUUUUUAAUUAUAUCCCACCCACACCACAUAUCCCACAUAUCCAAAGUAAACACACACCCAGCAAUCCAGUUAUUUCUGUCAUUCUCUCUUGUUGUAUAGUACUAUACUUAUUCCAAGAAUAUCAAAAGUUCAUACAAUCUAUGUCUUACCAAGCAGUUUAUUUAGAUCGUGGAGCAAUGUAUAACCCACAUCAUCAUAUGCAUCACCACGUUUCUCAUCAUCCUCAUCUUCAGCAACAACAACAACAACAACCACACCACCACAUUGGUGGGGGCUAUCAUCAACAUGGACAACACCCACAACACUACUCGCCCGACUCGCAUCAUCAUAUGAAACCCGUCUCUUCAUCUUCAUCCGAUGACGAUUUAAGAGCUUCCAUCACAACAUCUCCAACACCAACACCAUCAUCAUCACUACCACCACCAUCUGCUACGACGAUGGACAUGUAUCGAAAUAACAACAAUGGCGGCGGCGUUGCCAAUCACCACCCGGCCGCAGCUGCUGCUGCAGUGGCUGCAUACCAAAAGCAAGAGGAACCACUCUAUGUCAAUGCUAAACAAUACCAAAGAAUAUUAAAGCGCCGUGCUGCACGCGCCAAGACAGAGUCAGAAAACAAAAUCCGUAAAAGAAAACCAUACCAACAUGAAAGUAGACACCAACAUGCACUCAGAAGACAAAGAGGAAAUGGAGGUCGAUUCCUUACGGCAAAGGAAAAAGAAGAAUUGGAAAAGAAGGAAAAAGAUGCUGCCAAUGGUAUUGGUUCACCUACUAAUGAUAGUGGCAGUGGUCCUUCUUCAAAUUCAUCUCCAAAUCUAAAUUUAAAUAAUCAUAAUAAUAAUAAUAAUAAUAAUAAUAAUAGUGUAGGCAAUAAUCAUCAUGAAUCAAUUGCUACAACCAAUUCAAAUUCUACUAAUAGUUUAAAAUCAACAAAUGAACAAAAGAAAUCAAAUAAUAAUAAUAAUAAUAAUAUACACCAUCAAUCAAUUCCUGUAACUCAAGAACAACAACAACAACACCAACAAUUACAUCAUAAUAUUCCAGAAAUACAACAUCAACAUCAACAACAAUUUAUUAAUAAUCAAUUUUAUCAACCACAACAACAACAACAACAGAACAAUAUGUUUCAAAAUGAUGGGAAUUCAACUCCAUCAUCUCCUCACUCUCCAUUACUUUAUAAUCAUAAUAAUAAUAAUAAUAAUAAUGGAAAUUAUAUAGUUUAA
Messenger RNA from Cavenderia fasciculata, 1356 nucleotides. RefSeq names its product histone-like transcription factor. The transcript has 6 exons. NCBI's taxonomy places the organism in Eukaryota, Evosea, Eumycetozoa, Acytosteliales, Cavenderiaceae. Gene Ontology annotation, biological process: regulation of transcription by RNA polymerase II. Bases 1 to 1356 code for a protein of 451 amino acids. The record is from RefSeq and is a predicted model, not a curated record. Gene Ontology annotation, molecular function: RNA polymerase II cis-regulatory region sequence-specific DNA binding; DNA-binding transcription factor activity, RNA polymerase II-specific.